AUGAAAAUAGUUUCGGCACUUUUUUAUCUGUACUUAAAAUACAUACACAGAACUCUGACAGAAGCAAUGUUUGUUUUAAAAUGCACAACGCUCUUGGCUUUCCUAAACAAUUUCAACAUUAUCAUUGGGCGAAGUUUAGAAAACGAAGCAGCUAUUAACAGCGAUAAACAUUCGCAAAUAUCAGUAGAUUUAAAUUCAACUAUGGCAAAGAAAAAACAAUAUCUUCAACUCGUUUGUAUGCCUUAUAAGGUGUGCCCCUUUCCAACGCCUCCCACCUCACCUACGCCACCACCUUGGGUUGCUCCAAUGUUUCCAUUCAAAUGUAAAGAAUUUGGAACCUGUCCGAUAAAAAAGACACAAAAGAAACGCAGAGGUUGCUGCAGAAAAUGCAAACAAUCCACAAAAAACUGUCGUAGAGAUUCGAAAGCUCAAAUGUACCAUAUGUGUUACCAUUUUGCUCUUGGGUGCCUCCAUUCAUGUCAAAUGCAGUUCAAAUGUUAAAAAAUGGUCUCGUUGAAGAUUUGGGAUUUAGACAACCUUCUGUAAAUAAUUACAAACAAAAGAAUUAAACAAAUUCCUUCUUUUCGUAUCUUUUGCUAAUAAGUUCUCCCUGUAACAUAUAGAUUUGCCAUUUAAUAAAAGAAUUCACAACAAAC
Molecule: messenger RNA, 656 nt
Organism: Hydractinia symbiolongicarpus
Lineage: Eukaryota; Metazoa; Cnidaria; Hydrozoa; Anthoathecata; Hydractiniidae
Exons: 2
Coding region: 1-501 (166 amino acids)
Source: RefSeq, a predicted model, not a curated record